AUGUUGAUUCAGGACUUGUGGAGGACCGGGUGUGAAUGGGAUGAGCAAAUCGACGACGAAUCGAUGGAGAAAUGGAUGCGGUGGGUUGAGUUUCUGCCGACGAUUGCGGAGAUCAGAAUUCCGCGAAGCUAUUUCGGGAAAGCACACUCUCAACAAGUGAAAGACCUGCAGCUUCAUAUAUUCACCGAUGCUGGAGAGAAGGCGUAUGGGUGCGUAGGAUAUUUUCGUGCCAUCGUCAACGAAGACAUCGUUUGUGUGCUGGUGAUGAGUCGUACCAAGGUUGCCCCGCUGAAGCAACUGAGUAUUCCACGGCUAGAACUGCAGGCCGCAGUGCUGGGCGCCAGGUUAGUGCGCACCGUUCAAGAGAGCCACAGUUACAAGAUCCAGCAAACGUUCCUCUGGACCGAUUCGCGGACGGUCUUGUCUUGGAUUAGAUCGGAUCAGCGGAGGUAUAAGCCAUUCGUCGGUUUUCGCAUUGAAGAAAUCCUCAGCCGUACGAAUCUGUCCGAUUGGCGUUGGACACCGACGAAACUAAACGAGGCAGACAGACUUACGAAGUGGAGGCGUGAUGCAGAGUUGGAAUCGAACAGUAGCUGGUUCAAAGGGCCCAGUUUUUUGUACCAAGAUGAGGCGAACUGGCCGCAGCAAACUGCGCCGGUCAACACGAACGUAGAGCUCCGGGCGCAGUUCCUGUUUCAUGACGUGGUUGUGCAGGACACUCUGGUCGACGUUCAUCGGUUCUCCAAAUGGAAUGUGUUAGUGAGAACGGUGGCUUGCGUAUGCAGAUUUGGGUCCAACUGUCGAAGGCGGAUGAAGGGCGAUCCGAUCGAAACCUUGAAGGCGACGAAGAACCAGGCGAAGUCGUUGAUGUCGGUGAGGUGGUCAGCGGUACGUACACCGUUGAAGCAGGAGGAAUUCGAGCAGGCGGAGCGGUAUCUAUUACGAGCGGUUCAGGCCGAAGCGUUCGGGGAUGAGUUAAAAACCUUGUUGAAGAAUCGAAACAGACCUACGAGUGAGUGGAUAGUCUUGGAGAAGUCGAGCCCACUGUACAAGUUGACGCCACUAGUCGACGAAAACGACGUGAUUCGGAUGGAAGGACGUACGGAGAAAGCCGAAUUCUUACCAUUCGAUCUGCGCUUUCCGGUGAUUCUACCGAAAGACCACCAUGUGACGGAGUUGAUCGUGCAGCACUACCACGAACGCUUCGGGCACGGUUAUCGAGAAACGCUUAAAAACGAGAUUCGGCAGCGGUUCUACAUUCCAAAGGUCGGUACGGUGGUGUACAAAGUAUCGAAGGCGUGUCAGUGGUGUAAAGUUCAUCAUAGUCGUCCACGGGUGCCGAGGAUGGCAGCUUCACCGGUGCAGCGUUUACAACCCUAUCGACGACCGUUCAGUUUCACCGGAAUAGACUACCUCGGCCCAGUUAACGUUACGGUAGCGCGUGAUAGCGAAAAGCGCUGGAUAGCCGUGUUCACUUGUUUCGUGACACGCGCUGUUCACCUGGAAGUGAGUGCUAGCCUGACCACACAGUCGUGUUUGAUGGCUAUUCGUCGCUUCAUGCAACGUAGAGGGCCACCGCAAGAGUUCUUCUCCGACAACGGGACUAACCUGAAAGGUGCAAGCAAGGAGCUGACAGGGAUGAUCAACGAUAUCAACAGCGACUGCGCGGACGAGUUAACCGACGCGCGGAUGCAGUGGUCAUUCAACCCACCAGCUGCCCCCCACAUGGGUGGGGUAUGGGAGCGAUUGGUCAGAUCAGUUAAGGAGGCGUUGGAAGCAUUGAACGACGGGAAGCGGUUGACAGAUGAAAUUCUACACACGUCAGUAACAGCAGCAGAAGAUAUGAUUAACUCGAGGCCGCUGGUGUACGUUUCGCAGGAGACAGUGGAGGCAGAAGCACUCAGUCCGAACCACUUUCUGCGAGGUGUUUCACCGAACGAGCCACAGAUGGUUCCCCCUCCACCGCACCCUGCUGAAGUGUUGCGGGAUGCAUAUAAGCGUUCGCAGGAGUUGGCGCAGGAGAUGUGGGGCCGAUGGAUCAAGGAGUACGUGCCGUCGUUGAACCAGCGGUCGAAAUGGCACGGUGAAGCGAGAAUGCUGAAGAAAGGCGACCUAGUCUACGUAGUCGAGGGGUCCAAGCGAAGAUCCUGGGUACGUGGAAGAAUCGAGGAGGUCAUCUCGGCGAGUGACGGCCGCGUUCGGCAGGCCUUGGUCCGGACGAGCAGUGGUUUGUUUCGGCGAGCUGUGGCGCAGUUGGCUGUGAUCGAGGUUGGCGAAGAAGAUGGUGGUAAAGCCAGACCGGAAGUGGCCUCCGGACUAGGUUUACGGGCCGGGGAAAUGUUGGGAGCACUGCACUGA
Sabethes cyaneus is the source of this 2358-nucleotide messenger RNA. RefSeq lists its product as uncharacterized. Lineage: Eukaryota; Metazoa; Arthropoda; Insecta; Diptera; Culicidae. The transcript has a single exon. The record is from RefSeq and is a predicted model, not a curated record. Gene Ontology annotation, biological process: DNA integration. Gene Ontology annotation, molecular function: nucleic acid binding. The coding region runs from base 1 to 2358 and encodes 785 amino acids.